AUUAUUCAGCAUCACCUAGAAGCAUCGCACCAGCUCGAGUGCGCCCAUGUGCUGGGGAUUAAACUUACUUUUUAUUUAUUAUUAUUUAUUAUAAAAGGAUUUUAACUGAAGUCGAACCCGAGAUUAAUCGGAACACGGAUAUUAUAUGUUUUUUCACACUUUGCAUCUGUCUGGAAUAAUUCAGUUAAUUUUUCAGAUCACCUGUGCUGCUUCUUUGUGAUAUUUUUAAACGCCAUUAAGCGAAAUUUUGUGUGUGUUCAUAACUGAAGUGAGUGUCGACAUGUGGACCUUUCUUGGUAUUGCGAGUUUUACAUAUAUCUAUAAGAAAUGCGACGCGCUGCUGAGCUCCGCGUCUACAGAGCUGCUGGUGGCCGCGGUGCUGUGCGUGUCUGCCGGGCUCAUCAUCACCUGUCUCUCCCUCCGCGGACAGACUUUCAAAGCGCCUCAGUUUCUACAAAUGCCUUUCCAACUCUUGAUGACAUUUUCUCCCACCAAAAAACUCUUCUCCGCGUCCAGCACUGAUAGUUGUAGUCGCUCUUCUAAGAAGAGAGAUGUAAAGCGAAAGAGGGCGACGGACAGUCAGUGCAGUCCGACUGAGGAUCCGGAGGUCAUCAUAGUGGGCGCUGGGGUGCUGGGAUCAGCCAUGGCUGCUGUUCUGGCCCGGGAUGGACGGCGGGUCAUCGUGGUGGAGAGGGACAUGAAAGAACCAGACCGGAUAGUUGGAGAACUUCUGCAGCCGGGAGGAUUUCGGGUACUCAAAGACCUUGGCCUGGAGGGUGCUGUUGAGGGUCUGGAUGCUCAUGUGGUGAACGGUUAUGUAAUUCAUGAUAUGGAAAGCAGGACAGAGGUGGAGAUCCCGUAUCCCCAGCAGGAGAACUGCAUUCAGGGUGGACGUGCUUUCCAUCAUGGACGCUUCAUCAUGGGGUUGCGUCGAGCUGCACUCGCUGAGCCUAAUGUGAAGUUUGUGGAGGGAACAGUGACCAGCCUGGAGGAAGAGGACGGCUGUGUGACAGGAAUUCAGUACAGGGAGAAAGACACCGGGAUGGUCAAGGAGAUUCGCGCUCCUCUGACUGUAGUCGCAGACGGCUGUUUCUCCAAGUUCAGGAAGAAUCUGGUUUCUGGGAAAGUUCAAGUGUCAUCUCACUUUGUUGGAUGUAUAAUGAAGGACUCCCCGCAAUUUAAAGCCCACCAUGCGGAGCUGGUUCUAGCUGAUCCCAGUCCAGUGCUGAUCUACCAGAUCUCCUCCAAUGAAACUCGUGUUCUGGUAGACAUCAGAGGAGAGAUGCCUCGAGACCUCAUGCAGUACAUGACUGACAAAAUCUACCCACAGCUACCAGAACACUUAAAGGAGCCGUUCAUGCUGUCACUGCAGAACGACCGGUUGAGAACGAUGCCUGCCAGCUUCCUGCCACCCGCACCGGUCAAUAAACAAGGGGUUCUGCUGUUAGGAGAUGCGUAUAACAUGCGUCAUCCUCUAACCGGUGGAGGCAUGAGUGUUGUGCUGAAUGACGUCUACAUCUGGAGAGACCUGCUCAAGAACAUUCCUGACCUUUAUGACAAUACAGCUGUGCUCCAGGCGAAGAAAAAAUUCCACUGGGAGCGGAAAUCCUCUCACUCAUUUGUGGUGAACGUUUUGGCUCAAGCGUUAUACGAGCUGUUCGCUGCGACUGACAAAUCCCUGCAUCAGUUACGAAAAGCAUGCUUUCACUAUUUCAAGCUCGGUGGAGAAUGCAUCAAUGGACCAAUCGGGCUCCUGUCUGUAUUGUCACCAAAACCCUUGACUCUGAUUGGACACUUUUUCGCGGUGGCCCUGUAUGCUAUAUACUUCAGCUUCAAGUCUGAAUCCUGGCUCACAAUACCACGAGCACUAGUCAACAGCGCAGCCAUCCUGUACAGAGCCUGUGCAGUCAUGUUUCCUCUCAUAUACUCGGAGUUACAGUACCUGGUUUACUAGAAAAAGAGACUGCUUUUAAAUUUGCUGUGACACAUCUGCCUUUAGUGCUUACAUCCAAGUGCCUCAUUUACUUUGAGGGGAAAAAAAAGGGAUUCAUGUCAGAUAAAACACUAUAAAAGGAGCAGGUCUCGGAUGAGGGAGUUCUUCAGUGUUUAAUAUUAAUCUGUCUUAUAUUUGCUUACUAAUGAUGUAAGAAUCUGCCUUCAGCCCUGCGAUUAAAGGAGGAAAAAUACUUUGCUUUAUUUUUAAAGUCAGCUAUUAAAUUGUGUUACAAUUAUUUCUUCUGCAGCGUGACAUUUCACUGAGUAAUUGGGCCAGAAAUGCAUGUUUUUAAUGCAUUGCUGAGUACAAACUAAGUUAUUGCAUCAGUUCAGAAUGAUUCAAACCACUAGACUGCUGGACUGUUAAAUUUAUGUAGAUUGUUUUCAAGAGACUAAGGACAAUCAGUAGGACCGCAUCUCAUUUGUAGCAUGUUUUUCACAUCCUUAUUACCGUUUCAGACUUUUGUCAUGAUUUUCACAUGGGGCCUUCCGUUAUUUUUUGCCUGUCUCUUUUAAUUACGUUAAAUUUUGUUGCCAUCACAAAAAGGAAGCAGACAAGAGCUUUAAUUUGAAGAUUUAAUUGGGUUUUGUUUUACUCAUUCAACCAUGAGCUUGCGAUUUAAUGAAUUCAUUUGUAUUUGAAUGCAUUUCUGUCUCUGUGUAGCCAUUCGAUGAACUAUUUUCAUACAAUUUGUCUUUUUGUAUAUAUAUUUUUGGUCUUGCAUAUGGAUUGAAAUAAAGUUGAAACACAACAACA
Messenger RNA from Danio aesculapii, 2752 nucleotides. It is a transcript of the gene sqlea, whose product is annotated as squalene epoxidase a. Gene Ontology annotation, cellular component: membrane; endoplasmic reticulum. Gene Ontology annotation, molecular function: flavin adenine dinucleotide binding; squalene monooxygenase activity. The transcript has 11 exons. Bases 281 to 1954 code for a protein of 557 amino acids. Gene Ontology annotation, biological process: cholesterol metabolic process; sterol biosynthetic process. The record is from RefSeq and is a predicted model, not a curated record. Lineage: Eukaryota; Metazoa; Chordata; Actinopteri; Cypriniformes; Danionidae.